GGGCGGCGGCGCCGGGGCCGGUGAAUCAUCGCGGCGCACGCCGAGCCCGCGGCGGCGGAGGGCGGCGCUGGAAAAUGGCUGAAGCGGGCGCGGGCUUGCUGGAGCAGCUCAAGUCCUGCAUAGUCUGGUCCUGGACGUACCUGUGGACCGUGUGGUUCUUCCUCGUGCUCUUCCUCGUCUACGUCCUGCGCGUGCCCCUGAGGAUCAACGACAACUGGAGCUCGGUGAGCAUGUUUUUGAACACAUUAACACCGAAGUUCUACGUGGCCCUGACAGGCACUUCCUCACUAAUAUCAGGGCUCAUAUUGAUAUUUGAAUGGUGGUAUUUUCGCAAGUACGGAACAUCAUUCAUUGAACAAGUCUCCGUAAGCCACUUGCGCCCCCUCCUGGGUGGGGUUGACAACAACUCCUCCAACAAUUCUAACUCCAGCAAUGGGGACUCCGAUUCCAACAGGCAAAGUGUCUCAGAAUGCAAAGUAUGGCGAAAUCCACUAAAUUUAUUUAGGGGUGCUGAAUAUAAUCGGUAUACUUGGGUGACAGGACGAGAGCCUUUGACUUACUAUGACAUGAAUCUCUCUGCCCAAGACCACCAGACAUUCUUUACUUGUGACUCAGACCACCUGCGUCCUGCAGAUGCAAUAAUGCAGAAAGCCUGGAGAGAGAGAAACCCCCAAGCUAGGAUUUCUGCAGCUCAUGAAGCCUUAGAGAUAAAUGAAAUUAGGUCCAGAGUUGAAGUUCCCCUAAUUGCUUCCUCUACCAUCUGGGAGAUAAAAUUGUUACCAAAGUGUGCGACUGCUUAUAUUCUCUUGGCUGAAGAGGAAGCAACGACCAUUGCUGAAGCAGAAAAGCUGUUCAAGCAGGCCCUGAAGGCUGGAGACGGCUGUUAUCGGCGUUCGCAGCAGCUACAGCAUCACGGGUCCCAGUACGAAGCCCAACAUAGACGAGAUACCAAUGUCUUGGUCUACAUCAAAAGAAGGCUAGCAAUGUGUGCCAGAAGACUCGGGAGGACCAGGGAAGCAGUGAAAAUGAUGAGAGAUUUAAUGAAGGAGUUCCCCUUGCUGAGCAUGUUCAACAUCCAUGAAAACCUUUUAGAAGCCCUUCUGGAACUACAAGCAUAUGCUGAUGUUCAGGCAGUCUUAGCAAAGUAUGAUGAUAUAAGCUUACCAAAGUCGGCAACAAUAUGCUAUACAGCUGCCUUGCUCAAAGCAAGAGCUGUCUCUGACAAAUUCUCUCCCGAGGCUGCAUCUCGGCGGGGGCUGAGCACAGCAGAGAUGAAUGCAGUAGAGGCCAUUCACAGAGCCGUGGAAUUCAAUCCUCACGUGCCAAAAUACCUACUAGAAAUGAAAAGCUUAAUCCUACCCCCAGAACAUAUCCUGAAGCGAGGGGACAGUGAAGCGAUAGCAUAUGCGUUCUUUCAUCUGGCACACUGGAAGAGGGUGGAAGGGGCUUUGAAUCUUUUGCAUUGUACGUGGGAAGGCACUUUUCGGAUGAUCCCUUAUCCCUUGGAAAAGGGGCAUCUGUUUUACCCUUACCCCAUCUGUACAGAAACAGCAGAUCGAGAGCUGCUUCCGUCUUUCCACGAAGUCUCAGUUUACCCGAAGAAGGAGCUCCCCUUCUUCAUUCUCUUCACUGCCGGGUUGUGCUCCUUCACAGCCAUGCUGGCCCUCCUGACGCACCAGUUCCCGGAGCUCAUGGGGGUCUUCGCGAAAGCCAUGAUUGACAUGUUCUGCUCGGCAGAGCUCAGGGACUGGAAUUGCCAGAGUAUUUUCAUGCACCUUGAAGAUGACCUGGAAUUGCCACCGGCACCUCAAUCUCCGCAUUUCCAAAACUGAACGUACUCCCGCCCCUCCCCGCCCCGCCCGGUUACUGGAGCCAGAGACACAGCAGCCCUGGAGCCCCUGUCCCCGCCCCCAUCCUGCCUGCCUCGGCCUCCACAGUGGCGGCCUCCGAGCUCCAGGCCCUCAGCGGCUCCCCCCUAGUGUAGGUCUUGGUGGUUUCUUGCUUGGACUCCUCCGCAGGAGUCUUCACUGGUCUCCCUGCCUCCGGUUUCCGCCCCUGCCGUCUUCCUUCCGCACUGACACAAGAACGGGCUUUCCAGACUGCAAGUCUGAGCCUGCCACUUCCCUGCCUGAGUUUCUCCCGAGGUUUCCCGCUGACUCGGGGAUAAAGCCUCAGCUCUGUAGCCACGAGGCCCCUUCUGAUCUGGUCUUUGCUUGCCUCUUGAGCCUCAUCUCUCCCAGCUCUUGCACAGACACCGCUCUUGGGCCACAGUGAAUUACUCACCAUCCCAGAUGCCCAGACUCUUGGGCACCCCGGUGCCUUUGCACAUGCCGUUUGCUCUGCAUGGAAUGCCCUUCCCCGUCACCACUCCGGCUCGUCUGCUCGACUAACUCCUCUUCGUUCUUUCUCACUCAGCUUUCUUUCCGGGUUUCUCCUAAGCUGAGUUCGAGGUCUCUCCUCUGAGAUCCCACAGUAUUCCAUGAAUACCUAUUUCAUCACAUUUCCUGUACUAUAUUAUAACUAUUGGAAACGUGUCUGUCCCCCUUUUAGAAUGUGAGCUCCUUGAGAGCAGGACCGUGUCUUCCUCGUCUCUGUAUCCCCAAAGCUUUGCACAGUGCCUUGCACUUAGUAGGUUUUCAAUAAAUGAUUGUCAAA
Canis lupus familiaris (dog) is the source of this 2655-nucleotide messenger RNA. RefSeq names its product suppression of tumorigenicity 7 (gene ST7). Lineage: Eukaryota; Metazoa; Chordata; Mammalia; Carnivora; Canidae. The coding region runs from base 75 to 1832 and encodes 585 amino acids. The record is from RefSeq and is a predicted model, not a curated record. The transcript has 16 exons.